AGUAAAUAAAAAUAUUAUAAAAUAAAAAUUUGUUGCAAAUUCGUAUUUAAAUUCGUAUUAUUGUGAGAUGACAUCUCACACGGGACUGUUCACGUUACAGAAAUGAGCGCGACUACUCACGGGUUUUAAAUACUGUUUCUUCAGUUGUAUGGUUAUUGAAAUUUCAGAUAGCACUGACGCUGGAAAGAAACUGUCAAAUUACCUAAUAAACACUAGUGAUGAUGCUGUUGCUGUACCAGUUGAUUUCAUAAACAAAACACUCGAGUGCAGCCGAGAUGAUUUUAUGGCUUUAGUCAAAUCUUUGCCAGCUUUAUUAGAAGACCUUAGUGAUGUUCAGGUAGAUGCCAAAAAAGCAGCUGAUAAAAUUUACAAUUGUAUUGGACAUGAUGUUAACACUGCGCUCUGCGUUCUCGAUGUUGUUUCUCGUUUUGUAGAUGUAGCUAAGAUUCUCGUAAUAAAAACCCACAAUCACAUCAAGCCAGUGGCAGAUCAAUGGAAGGCAUUCGUUAAUAGCAUUAUCAAUUGUGGAAAAGGCAAUAUUGAUAUCUACAAUGUCGCAGGAGAUAAAUGGUUGCAAACGGUAUCCAAUUGUGUUAGUGCCUACACUUUAAAUAAGUUUAAAGUUAUUUUUAUGUAAUAUAUUUAUUAAUAUAUCUAUAUAUCGUAAAAGUUGUGACUCUUAUUUCUGCUCUUUUAGCAGUUACAUAUUGAAAUGUUAAACUGGAAUUCUGCUAUAUUCCAAGGAACCCAUUACGAAUCAAAUUAGAGGAGCAAGAUAUCGCUAAAAAGCGACAAACAAGCAACUGGACUUCGUAAGUCCUAGAUUUCCACCCAACCUGAUCGAAAGUUUAACCGGAAGUCGGUAUGUGAACUGUUUAUGUACCUUUACGUCGAUCAUAUGAUUUAUGACAACAUUUGUUAUUGAUUUACAACAUUUAUGAUUUCACUAAUUUUCUCAUUAUUGCCAAACUUCCGCUCAUCACUUUUUAGUCGAAAAGGACAUCAAAACGAAAAGCGAAUGAAUAAAAAAGCAGAAUGUUUAAUUUCAGUAUUUUAUAAAUGCUAGAAUAUUCCACAGUGUCACGCGAACUUUGAGAAAAUAUCAGUUUGAUUGGUACACCCGGUAUACAAUGACAAUACAAUGACAAUUUACCCGGUCUAUCAAUAAUACCUAGGUCUGUUCGUACAGGAAUCAGAAACUACCACUGACUAUCAGCAACUGCACGACGCAUGCGUGUUUCAAUAUUAGCGUUCGCACAAUUACAGCGAUAUUGUUAAAGAAUAAGGCUUUAUAUUAAAAAAUCACUUAAAUCGGAAAAGAGGUUUAGUAAAUUCGAGACAUCAAAAAUGGCUCAUUUUUAAGGUGGGGCGUUAAUUUCUCGGAGAAGUGUACCUAUAUCACAAAACACUAAACUAUCCACAAUAGGGAUGUUCACAAAAAAUUAAAAAGUCAUUGCAAACAUGUAAAACGAUUAAAAAACACCCUAGGAAUAAUUGUCCAAAAUUUCAACAAAAUUGAAAAAGUCUUUCUAUAAAAAAUCUUUAUUAGAAAUCUAGCGUUAUUUUAAAUUUCAAGAACGCUUCUCUAUUGGCCUGACGUCACAAGUUGCAUACCCCAAGCGCGCGCCAUUCUCAUAGUGUUAUUGUUUACCUGUUUGACGUUUCAGGUCGUUUUAUUUUGUUCUCUUCUUGUUUUAUCAGGGUUAAAGUGGAGUUUUAUAGUGAAUUUGUUUAGUUUAAAGUGGAUAGACUGUUUGUAAGAACAUAUUUUGGGUGGUACAAAAAUAAACAAAUAAAAUGGAAGGUUUUCAGAAAGCCGAUUCGUAUAAACUACUGACUGUAGUGUAGAUGUAACAAUGGUGUAUGAUUUAUUGGCAUCUUGUAAAAAAAUAAAUCUACCACAGCUUUACUGAGUAUAUAUUCCAUAUAAUUUUCCAUGUAUUCUUUAAGCUAAAAAAAUAAAUGCUUAAUACUCCACAAAAAAAUAGAGAAAGUUGUAUGCAUGCAUUGUAUGCAUGCAUAUUGUAUACAUACAUUGGCUGGUUAUUACCUUACCUUGGUUAGGUGUAUUAAAACUAUUUUUAUUCUUCUUCAUGUGCCUUGUCCGUUGUGGACGUUGGCUAUCAUCAUGGCAAUUUUAAUUUCAUUUGCGGCGUUUCUGAAUAACUCGAUCGAUUUUUGUCCAAAUCAUUGGCGUAAGUUUUUAAGUCAUGAGUGUCUUUUCUUCCGGGUCCGCGUUUGCUCUCUAUUUUACCUUGCGUUAUCAGUUGGAGUAUACGAUAUUUAUCAUGCCUCAUGAGAUGACCGAAAUAUUUAAGAUUUCGUUUCUUAAUUGUAAAAGAGAUUUCUUUUUGUUUUCCCAUUCGACGCAAUACCUGUACGUUGGUGUAUGUCGCCAGGAUAUUUUGAGGAUACGUGGGUACACACACAUCUCGAAUGCCUCUAGCUUUUUCAUUAAUGUUUCCAUUAUUGUCCAGGCCUCUGCGCCAUAUAGCAAGACCGGAAAUAAUAACAUUUUAGCAGCCGCAUUUUUAAUGAAAGAGAUAUUAUGUCGCAAUGGGUGAAAAUAUUUCUCAUGCAUGUUGUUAAAUGUUGCUCUGUCCUUUUCAACUCUGGAUCUUAUUUCGGUUGUUUCGUAUUUCGAGUUGACAACUGUUCCAAGGUAAAAAAUAUUUUUGAACUUGGGUAUUAUACAUUUUCAUUUCAACCAAUCUUUUCACUAAAUUAUUAAUGAUUUUAAUAUAAUAUAAAGUCAUACCUACAUCCACAUGUAGUUAUUUCAAGGUUUACUGUAUGUAUUAUUAGAAUCCAGUUUUUAGGAAUAUCCCAGUUUAAGGAAUACAAAUUUGAGGUCCCGAAACUUUUUCAUUUACUCCUUAAGGGGGUAGGUGCAAAAUCUUGGUCUAAUUCUAUUUAAAUUCAUUAAUUUUUUUCGAAUUCUGAGAAAACUAAUAAGUAUUUUUGAAAAAUGUAAAUGCAGAAAGAACAAUUACAUUAUUACCAAGGGCCGAAAGUCUCUGGAAAACUUCUAUAGUGUUUAUUUUAUUAAGUUAGUUCUUUAAGUUAGUUAUUUUAAGUUAUAGCUGCAACAAACCAUGUCUUUUUCUGUUUUAAAUUGUCUGGAACGGUCAUAAAAAUCUUGUCAGAACUGUUUUUUGAUGUAUUUACAUACCCAGGAACAAAACACCACUUAUUUGGCUUCAUUUUUAAUAAUCAAGUACGUAAAAAACUGCGCACAUUCAAAUAAACUUCGUAAAUAAGUAUACAAAACUAGUCGUCGAUCAAAGACGUUACGACUGCUGACGUCACAGACCGUAGCCUCGCUGCAGGGUACCGUUUUUCUAGCCUCCAAGAAAAUCAACAUUAUGAACUCAUUUAUCUUAAAAAAAUAUACAUUUUUAAGCAGUUUUAUGAUUGUUACGUUUUUAUACACCUUGUAAUCUAUUGAAUUUAACUAUAUUUAAAAAUUAGUGAACAUCCCUAUUGAGUGGUGUAAAAUAUAAAAAAUGAAAAUCGUCAAUUACUUAUACAUAUAUAUCUUGAUAAUUUUUUUA
This is a messenger RNA of Diabrotica virgifera virgifera (western corn rootworm), 3554 nucleotides long. RefSeq lists its product as uncharacterized. Bases 149 to 637 code for a protein of 162 amino acids. The record is from RefSeq and is a predicted model, not a curated record. The transcript has 2 exons. NCBI's taxonomy places the organism in Eukaryota, Metazoa, Arthropoda, Insecta, Coleoptera, Chrysomelidae.